GAAAAGGGCUAUGAGGUGUUGUCAGAGGUGGAAGUUUUCUUGGAGCAUCAGCAAGCUCUUGGAAAGACCUACUGGAACAUUUUCUCACAUGUGGGAUUUUUAGAUUACUAGAGAUGUCGUGAUCCAGCAUCCAAGCAACAAUUUAAGCUUCUCUAAGUGUUCCUGUGCCCUUAGAAUGACUUAGGGUGAGAAUUUAAAAUCCUAGUGAUAGGUGAGAGUCGAGAAUGCUUCCGAGGAUUCAUUCAGGGUCUUCAGUAGUUCCUGAAUACAGGGUGUUGGCCAGUAAGCAAAGAACGUGAGAGUGGCAGAAAUUGUGGUCACUAGCAAAUAUCCAGUCUCUCCUUCCUGAGUUACCGAUCUGCCGUUUUAUUCAGAGUGAUGGUGUGCCUCGCGUCAUGGUAAAGGACAGGAAGCAGAAAUCUGUGGGACUUCUGGGCAGUUUUGCGAAGGCAGGAACCUGAGUCCCCUGGAAAUCGGUGCUUUUCCUCACCUGCCCUUCCUGCUUCCUCCCCCUUUGCAUGAAGACAUUAUGGCCAACGGACGCCCACCGGCUUUUCUCGUAAUAGGCUCUUGAGAAUGGAAGCCACAUGCUACCAGCGACACAGUGGAGCCUGGUGGCCUGGCGUGCGCACACGACCUCCAGUUCCUUCUCCGCUCUUAGCCACCAGAGUCACCGGAAGUAGAGCUCCCACCACGUUCCCCGUCGUGCUCAAGGUGUCCCCGUCCUGCCCCAGACCCUGCGCGUGCCUGCACGGCCAGCCUGGUGCUGCUCCCACGGCCGGGCCUUUCCGACCACAGUUUACCUGAAACACAAGAACUCCCGACGCUCCGCAGGCUGGUGACCGAGGCAGUGGACAGCUUCCGUGACCCGCAUGGCCCGCGUGUUCGUGUAUGGGACCCUGAAGAGAGGCCAGCCCAACCAUGGGGUCCUGCGGGACCGCGCCAACGGCUGCGCUGCCUUCCGUGGCCGGGGCCGCACGCUGGAGCCCUACCCCUUGGUCAUCGCUGGUGAACAUAACAUCCCGUGGCUGCUCAACCUCCCAGGGCAGGGGCAGCGUGUGCUCGGCGAGAUCUAUGCGGUGGACGAGCGGAUGCUGAGCUUCCUCGAUGAGUUCGAGGGCUGCCCCAACAUGUACCAGCGCACCCCGCUGCGGAUCACCGUCCUCGAGUGGGAAGGCGCGCGUGGGGCCCCCGAGGAGACGCCGGCCGCUGACGGGACCCUGCAGUGCUUCGUGUACAGCACAGUCACCUACGCCCCCGAGUGGGUCCACCUCCCGCACCACGACGAUUAUGACUCCCAGGGGGGGCACGGCCUCCGCUAUAAUCCACGGGAGAACAGAUGACAAGUGCCAGGAUGGCUCCUCCACCGGGUUGGGGGGGUUCGGGGGACAGAGCCCCAGUGAUGAGAGGAUGCCCUUGGCCUGGUCUGCGUGCACUGGGUGCACUCAGUGUCCGUGGAAACAGAGUUGUAAAACUCAGUCCGGGAGAAGGAACAAUCUCUCUUUCAGUUGCAGCUGAUUCCCCCAGUAUUUGACACACUGAUCCCAAGAUUAUGCCUGAAGCCUGUCUAUCCUAUAGCGCUUUGUUGCUCGCUGCUUCAAGAAAGCCAGGGACUUGAAUCGAUGGGAUAAGGAAAAUUCAGGAUCUUAAUUCCCCUAAAUGACAUUUCAAGAACUCAUAUGUCAAAUUUUUCUUUCUUUUGCUUUGCUUUGCUUUGAUCUGAAGAUAACAUUUAAAUUGUAGACUUUGUGUAGCAGCUAGAUUUCAGCAACCCUACUGCAUUGAUUCUAACUUGUAGCAGCAAGAAGAGUUUUUCAAACUGAUUUGGGUUAUCUCACUGUAAUAAAAGAACCUCAAGAAAAACAUACUGUGUUUGGGUAGUUUUAAACUGUAUAAAACAUUAGUAUUCACAAUUUUCAGAUCAAGCUUAUUAAAAAAGGGAUUACUAAAGACGAUCAUGUAAUAUUGAAUUACAUGAUAUUUUGGGAUUUACUGGAUAUUUUGGGAAACCAAAUUUAAGUGUUGGUACUAUUAUUGAUUGGGGUGGGGCUCUACUUAUGUGGUAUAAGAUUCUUUUCUUUCCCAUCUCGCAAAAUCACAAGCCAGCUACUUGCUCAGAUGCUGAAGAGCCCGGUUUCAGACGGACACACACCCAGGCCUGAGGCCCAGGGGCAAGGUGCCCUCCCUGCCUCUGAAGGGAGCUGCGUUUGGGGGGUGGGAGAGCCUUUCAGAGAAGAACCAACACAUUAGUAAUUUGUUCUUCAGGCCUGACAGAAAGCUUAGCUUCCAAAUACAAACAGCACUUAAAAUAAUUCUAGCAAGGCACGAGUACCAAUUACUCCCCCUCCAUCUGAUGAUCUGUCCGCGUAGACUCCGAGCGGCGCACGACUCUGCCUCUGCUUACUUACCAGCCAAGUCAGAGACGGAUCCCGAGGAUCUCAGAAGCCACUGAAAAACGCAGCUGCUGGGCCUCCAUAACCUCGUUCUCCGCUGGGAGGGCUCCCGCGCUCUUCAACUUGAUGGUAGACCGUGCUCACUAACUCCAUCUGGCACAAAGACAGAUCAGUAUUUUUAGCCCUAUUUUCUUAAUUAGAAACUUGCUUCACAAAAACAAAAAGGCAAGGAUGGGCACCAACGGAUGGGCUUGUGGCAGCCACACCCACCCCUCAGGGUAAGGAAGCCCCGCACAGCCUCUGGGACCGGGUGGGGAGGGCAGGCGUGUGGGCCCAGCUCUCCUGAAGUGGCUGCCCCCUGGGCCCGUGGGCCCUGCACUUACCGGUGAGAGCCGAGCAGGACGGAUUUCCAAACUCCCCAGCAGCCCCACGCCGUCUCUCGGAUGUUCCGAAUAGGCACAGAUGGGCGUGAGGUCCUCAGCCAGGCAGAAGCAGGUAAUCCAAUUAUAAGGUGGUAAAUGCUAAUUUAAUGCGACUAAGGCAGAGAACUGGGGUUUA
Molecule: messenger RNA, 2951 nt
Organism: Mustela erminea (ermine)
Lineage: Eukaryota; Metazoa; Chordata; Mammalia; Carnivora; Mustelidae
Gene: GGACT
Product: gamma-glutamylamine cyclotransferase
Exons: 3
Coding region: 873-1343 (156 amino acids)
Molecular function (GO): gamma-glutamylaminecyclotransferase activity
Source: RefSeq, a predicted model, not a curated record